Lycium barbarum (goji berry) is the source of this 1855-nucleotide messenger RNA. Its product is annotated as probable WRKY transcription factor 41. Gene Ontology annotation, cellular component: nucleus. Gene Ontology annotation, biological process: regulation of DNA-templated transcription. The transcript is spliced from 3 exons. Lineage: Eukaryota; Viridiplantae; Streptophyta; Magnoliopsida; Solanales; Solanaceae. Gene Ontology annotation, molecular function: transcription cis-regulatory region binding; DNA-binding transcription factor activity. The record is from RefSeq and is a predicted model, not a curated record. Bases 856 to 1767 code for a protein of 303 amino acids.
AUUUUUAAAUUAAACUAACUGUGUAAUUACACUUGUGCAACCAAACAACACGCUUGUAAUUACACAAUAAUUACAUUAUGACAAACAAACAGGUCAUUGUAAUUACAAUACUGUGUAAUUACUAGGCUGUGUAAUUACUAGGGUAGUAAUUACACCAAUUCCAAUUACCAGGUGACUUUCCAAAUAGGCUCUAAGUCAUUUUGGCAUGUUAUGACUUACGGUUACGUGAUUUAUGGGUUAUGCUUUACUGCAUAUUUUUUUUUUUUUACUAUAUUUGGUAUUUUGUAUAGGUUUUGUAAGUUUUCUAAUGUUAGGUUUUGCAAACUUAAAAGUAUCAUUAUGUUUUGUAAAUACACCCUCUAUGUAUAUAUAUGUUUUUCUCCCUAACCUACUUACUACUACGUCAAAGUUUUCAUAAAUAGGGAACGUACAUUUCAAAGGGAACACGAAUAGUAGAUAUCCAUUUUCUUCUAAUUGCCUUUUCAAAAGUUUCAUUACCCUAUUAAAAAAAUUCAGAAGGUAAAAAAAUAAAAAAACAAAAAGAGGAAAGGAAGUAGCAAGUAAGAACUGAGUUCCUAUCUCGGAUGCACAAAAAAGGUGUUGGUAGUCAACUAAUGCAAUAUGUGUUGACUUUAUCAAUUACAUUUGUCAAGGACAAGAAGACUAGUGCUAGUGAGCAAGUCUUCACACUUCAUUUCCUUUAAUUUGUCUACCAUCCAAUCCAUUUCUUUGAAUUCAUAUAUUUACUCACCUAUUUACUAGGAAAUUACUUGUUCUCAUCAAGCUCAAAACAAUACAGAUCUGCAAUUAUUAUUAUUUUUUUGGCUAUAUUUGACCUUGUUAGUCUUGCAAAAAAUGGGAGAGAACAAUUGCUGGGAGAGAGAAGUAGUGAUCACUGAGCUAACCAAGGGGAGGGAAUUGAUGUUGCAGUUGCAAAACCACUUUGAUCCCAUGAAACAGGAUGUGUGCCAGUAUUUAGCUGUGGAAAUAGUUUCUUCCUAUGAUAAAGCAUUGUCCCUAUUAAAUGGCACAGCUUUAUCAGGGAUGAUAAGCAAAGGUGAAAAGAUUAUUAAUCCAGAACCAUCUUCAUCAACUGCCAAGCUUCAAUCUCCUCAACUUCUGGCUGAUAGUAGCACAAAGAGUUGCGACCGUCCUUUUAACUCUAGGAAGAGGAAGAUGGUGUCACGAAGGACAGAGUACGUACAUGCUCGAUCUGGAGAAGAGGUUCCACCUGAGGAUGGAUACAGUUGGAGAAAAUAUGGACAGAAACAUAUUUUAAGGGCAAAAUAUCCCAGAGAAUAUUAUCGAUGUGCUCGUCGUGGUUUAUCUAAUUGUGGGGCUACUAAGAUGGUCCAGAAAAGUGAGACAGAGCCAUCGGUUUUUGAAGUUACCUAUGGAGGAAGUCACAGUUGUGGUCAAGAAAACAAAAACCAAAAUGAAGAACUACUACUUGCUGUGCCAACAAAAGAAACACAAUUAGGUACUGAAGUUGGAAGAUCAGGAGGGAAAACAUCUGAAUGCUAUACUCCUGAGAUGGUUUCAACCCCAAAUAAUUCAUUCAACAAUUCCUCAACAGGGGUUGUAUUUUCAAACUCCAAUUCUCUAUUCAACAUCACCAAUGCCGACUUCAUAACCACACCGACUUCUUCACCUCGUUCAGACAGGAACUUGUCACUUGACAAUACUAGUUUCAGUGCAGCCUUCUAUGAUGAAGAGCCUCAAAAUGACUGGAGUUUGUCAUUUGAUGAUUGUUUACCCCGAAUUUAGGUAACCAAUUAAAUUUGUAAGUGAGGUAUAAGAUAUGUGGAUGAACUUUAAUCUAUUUUGGGUUUAUAGGAAAUAAUUCGAGAUUUGC